Clavispora lusitaniae ATCC 42720 is the source of this 486-nucleotide messenger RNA. The record is from RefSeq and is a predicted model, not a curated record. Lineage: Eukaryota; Fungi; Ascomycota; Pichiomycetes; Serinales; Metschnikowiaceae.
AUGCGGUCGUUCUUGCGCUCCAAAAACUUGAUGUACUCCACGCUCUUGGUGAGAAUGGUGCCCUUGUUGAGCUUGCGCGCCGGCUCCAAGCCUUCAAGGUCCUCGUGCGCCUCGAGGUCCGGCGAGUACUCGUACUCGUCGUCGUCGUCCUCGUCGUCCGAGCGCGUCUUGGACUUUUUGCGCGCAAGCACUCGUAGCGUGGGCACGGCGUUCUGGAGCGCCGUGAACUUGUCGUUGAUUUUGUUGCGGUACCGCUGCUCAAUCACGUUGUGGGCGGACUUGGUGCGCGGGCGCGCGGCCGCUGCCUGCGGCCCGCCAUUAGGCCCGCCAUUGGGCCCGUGGGGCGCGCCAUUGGCAAGGCCAUUAGGCGCGCCGUUCCCGGGCGGCCCGUUGGGCGUGGCCAGCUCGCGCAGCGACGGCUGGUCGUCGCGCCACUCGCGCUUCACCGGCAUCAUGUUGAGGAGCGGGCUGCCAAACGCGUUGUAG